Molecule: messenger RNA, 2221 nt
Organism: Malaya genurostris
Lineage: Eukaryota; Metazoa; Arthropoda; Insecta; Diptera; Culicidae
Product: protein transport protein Sec61 subunit alpha-like
Exons: 3
Coding region: 320-1750 (476 amino acids)
Biological process (GO): post-translational protein targeting to membrane, translocation; SRP-dependent cotranslational protein targeting to membrane, translocation
Cellular component (GO): membrane; Sec61 translocon complex
Molecular function (GO): ribosome binding; transmembrane protein transporter activity; signal sequence receptor activity
Source: RefSeq, a predicted model, not a curated record
GCUCCAACACAUCACCGUCUGGCUGUUUACGUGUAGAGACGAAGCCACCGCUCUGCGGACACUUUCAUUAACUUCUUCCACAAGCUCAUUCAUUUCGAAAAAAGUGUUCGCCCAUCACGGAACGGAGGAGCGGCUCUACGUUUUUUUCCUCCUUGGGAUCAGAGAAACGUUUCUAAUUCUGAACAAUAGUGAACAGCUUUUCAUUGUGGAAAUAUUGCCGUAGACAGUGAAUAUUUCGUGAUUUUCGGGUCGAAAUUUCCCGUUCGUUUUUCCUUCGGGAAGUGAAAUCGUAAAGAAAAAGAAGAAGUACACUCACAAGAUGGGAAUUAAAUUUUUGGAAAUUAUAAAACCGUUCUGCAGUAUCCUGCCGGAAAUUGCAAAACCGGAACGAAAGAUUCAAUUUCGAGAGAAGGUACUAUGGACGGCCAUUACUCUGUUCAUUUUCCUGGUCUGCUGUCAGAUUCCACUGUUCGGUAUCAUGAGUUCGGACUCAGCGGAUCCCUUCUACUGGAUACGUGUCAUCCUGGCUUCCAAUCGAGGCACACUGAUGGAGCUCGGAAUUUCGCCGAUUGUAACAUCUGGUUUGAUCAUGCAACUUCUGGCCGGAGCAAAAAUAAUUGAGGUUGGUGAUACCCCAAAGGAUCGGGCUUUGUUCAAUGGGGCACAAAAACUGUUCGGCAUGGUCAUUACUAUCGGUCAAGCUAUCGUGUACGUUAUGACCGGAAUGUACGGUGAUCCAGCGGAGAUUGGGGCCGGUGUAUGUCUACUGAUCAUCAUUCAGUUGUUCGUUGCUGGAUUGAUAGUACUUCUGUUGGAUGAACUGUUGCAAAAAGGUUACGGUCUUGGCUCGGGAAUUUCGCUAUUUAUUGCAACCAACAUCUGUGAAACGAUUGUGUGGAAGGCUUUUUCACCAGCUACGGUUAACACGGGUCGCGGUACUGAGUUCGAAGGUGCUGUUAUUGCUCUCUUCCAUUUGUUGGCCACUCGGCAGGACAAGGUUCGAGGACUUCGCGAGGCGUUCUAUCGUCAGAAUCUUCCGAAUUUGAUGAAUCUGUUGGCGACGGUUCUAGUCUUUGCGGUGGUCAUAUACUUCCAAGGUUUCCGGGUGGAUUUGCCAAUCAAAUCGGCACGUUUCCGUGGUCAAUACAGCAGCUAUCCAAUUAAACUAUUCUACACGAGCAACAUCCCCAUCAUUCUGCAGUCGGCACUGGUUUCCAAUCUUUACGUCAUUUCACAGAUGUUGGCAGUAAAAUUCCACGGUAACCUUUUGGUUAAUCUGUUGGGAACCUGGGCCGACGUGAGCGGGGGUGGACCGGCACGUGCCUACCCGAUCGGAGGUCUCUGCUACUAUCUGUCACCACCGGAGAACUUAUCGCACAUCGCCACUGACCCAAUCCAUGCCCUUCUCUACAUCGUUUUCAUGCUAGGCAGCUGCGCGUUCUUCUCGAAAACCUGGAUCGAUGUGUCCGGCAGUUCGGCCAAGGAUGUCGCCAAGCAGCUGAAGGAACAGCAGAUGAUUAUGCGUGGCCACCGAGAGAACUCGAUGAUCCACGAACUGAACCGGUACAUUCCGACGGCGGCUGCCUUCGGCGGUUUGUGCAUCGGGGCACUGUCGGUGAUUGCUGAUUUCAUGGGUGCAAUUGGAUCCGGAACCGGUAUUCUGCUAGCUGUGACCAUUAUCUAUCAGUACUUCGAGAUAUUCGUUAAGGAACAGAGCGAAAUGGGUGGAAUGGGAACGAUGCUGUUCUAGGUUCGCAGUUUACCUGUAUGUCAGUGUUAGGAUUCGUACUCAUACAGCUUUUUUUGUUGUUGUGAGCGAACGAGAUUCACAAUUUAUCACACACAUCGUUCUGAUUGUACGAAGAAAUGCAGCGUUAUGAUGUAAGGAGUGGACAGGUUUUUCUUAUGUUUGGUUUGUUGUAGAACAAAGACCGGUUCAUUGACUAAUUUAUUAUUUUUUUCUCGUAACCGCCCCACAUACGAUUAGCAGGAAGUUGUGUGUACUAAAGAACGUGUAGAAGGAACUUUAGAAACUUAACGAAUGAAAUAAGCAAUAGGCCGAAUGUCGAAAUGACAGCAAAUACAAAUAAUGUAAUUAAUAGAGAAAGGGAAAAACACAUUGAAGAGAUUUUAAGACUUUUCCUAUUACUAAGAUAAGACAGCAUUUUGUGUUUUGUUCGUUUUGUGAAAAGAACAAUAAAGUAAUGUUUUGAAAAUGAAA